GACCACAUGGCGCAGCUGCAGCGGGUGCACGGCUUCCUCAUGAACGACUGCCUGCUGGUGGCCACCUGGCUGCCGCAGCGGCGGGGCAUGUACCGCUACAACGCCCUCUACCCCCUGGACGGCCUGGCCGUGGUCAACGUCAAGGACAACCCGCCCAUGAAGGACAUGUUCAAGCUGCUGAUGUUCCCCGAGAGCCGCAUCUUCCAGGCGGAGAACGCGAAGGUCAAGCGCGAGUGGCUGGAAGUGCUGGAGGAGACCAAGAGGGCCCUCGGCGAGAAGAGGCGCCGGGAGCAGGAGGCGGCGGCGGCCGCCCGAGGCCCGCCCCAGGCGGCUCCCAAGGCCGCGAACCCGUUCGAGGACGACGACGCCGAAGCACUGGCCGUGCCUGAGGUGGCGGAGGAGAAGGUGGACCUCUCGAUGGAAUGGAUCCAGGAGUUGCCCGAGGACCUGGACGUCUGCAUAGCCCAGAGGGACUUUGAAGGGGCCGUGGACCUGCUGGAUAAGCUGAACCGGUACCUGGCAGAUAAGCCCAGUCCCCCUCCCGUGAAGGAGCUGAGAGCCAAGGUGGACGAGCGAGUUCGGCAGCUCACCGAGGUGCUCGUCUUUGAGCUCUCCCCCGAUCGCUCCCUGAGAGGUGGCCCCAAGGCGACGCGCCGGGCAGUUUCUCAGCUCAUCCGGCUCGGCCAGUGCACCAAGGCCUGUGAGCUGUUCCUGAGAAACAGGGCAGCCGCGGUUCACACCGCGAUUCGUCAGCUUCGCAUCGAGGGUGCCACGCUGCUCUACAUCCAUAAGCUCUGCCACGUCUUCUUCACCAGCCUUCUCGAGACUGCGAGAGAAUUCGAGACCGAUUUUGCCGGCACGGACAGCGGCUGCUACUCUGCCUUUGUGGUCUGGGCAAGGUCCGCCGUGGGCAUGUUCGUGGGUGCUUUUAGCAAGCAGGUGUUUGUCAGCAAGGAGAGCCUCUCCACGGCCGCUGAGUGCGUCCAGGUGGCCAAGGAGCACUGCCAGCAACUGGGCGACAUCGGCCUGGACCUCACCUUCGUCAUCCACGCCCUGCUGGUGAAGGACAUCCAGGGGGCCUUGCACAGCUACAAAGAAAUCGUCGUUGAAGCCACGAAGCAUCGCAACUCCGAGGAGAUGUGGAGGAGGAUGAACCUGAUGACGCCGGAAGCCCUGGCUAAGCUCAAAGAAGAGAUGAGAAGCUGCGGGGUGAGCGACUUUGAGCAGUUCACAGGGGAUGACUGCUGGGUGAACCUGAGUUACACAGUGGUUGCCUUCACCAAGCAGACCAUGGGCUUCUUGGAAGAGGCCCUGAAGCUGUACUUCCCGGAGCUGCACAUGGUGCUCCUGGAGAGCCUGGUGGAGAUCAUUUGGGUGGCCGUUCAGCACGUGGAUUACAGCCUUCGGUGUGAGCAGGAUCCGGAGAAGAAAGCUUUCAUCAGACAGAAUGCAUCCUUUCUGUAUGAAACAGUCCUCCCUGUGGUGGAGAAGCGAUUUGAAGAAGGCGUGGGGAAGCCUGCCAAGCAGCUCCAAGACCUGAGGAACGCAUCUAGACUUCUUCGUGUGAAUCCCGAAAGUACGACGUCGGUGGUCUGACGCUUGGGGCUGUGUAUAUGUACACAUAUAUAUUGCUUAUAUGUUCUUUAUGUUUAUGUCAGGUUGCUUUGGCAUGCUCUUUAUGUUCUCAAACACAAGUGACAAAAGUAAAAAGCGCCCUCUUGGAAAUGCAAAGUCAGAAAGAAAGAAGGAAAUGUUAAGUUAAGCCUAAGUAACAGAAAUAUUGGAAUUAUUAAGAUAUUUAGUAUGCUAGCUAUCCUUUUUAAAUUAUGCUAAUUCCCCACUGAAUUUGGGGUCACACGAUAGUAUUUCGGUUUUUUGAAGUCGAAACACGCUUUCUCACGAUAUGUAUUAUGCAGCACAGAGUCAUAAUAUCUGUAACUACAUAGUUUGAAUGUGUUAUGAAAAGUUUCUCAGUUCACCAAAAUGUUUCGUUCCUAAAGGGUACAGCGUCAUAUGAAGCACCUCGCCUCAGAAACUUCCCUCUCCUUAGAAUGAAUACUUUUGGGGGAAAAGAAAGGCGUUGGGAAAAUUGGUUUUAGGCCAAAUUUUAGUCAGAAGAAUUCUUUCUUGAACCCGGCUAGUGUGUGGACUCAGAUACUCCAGUCCUUAUCAAUACAAGAAGACGCUUUCAUAAAAACAACCCGGCAAAUAUUGCCAGUGUAAUUUGAAUGGCCAAUUUUCAGUUGCUAAUUAGCAGUCUCAUAAUAAUUUGAUUUGGGAGCGUUUACUUGGAAAUCUUAAGAAUUAGGAUAAUUUUUCUUUUCCAAUUGUGUGAGUUUCCAGCCGGAGUUCUGUCUUUGUCUUAUUUUAAAAACGAUAACAGUAACCAGGACACCUUGAGGAACCUGGCAGCAGCUGCUGGGUUUAACUACUCCGCUCCCCAUUGCCACUUUCAGUGUAGGGCAUGUAGUGGCUCAGAUUGCAGAUAUAAAAAAAAUUUUCAUUGAAAUAUUUAUCUAGACUUCAUUGAAAUAUUUAUCGCUGUCAUGCCUUUUGGCUAAAAUCAAGUGUAGAUUUGAUGGUCUAGGUGGAUGGGAAAUGAGAACAAAUCAUAGGCAAAUCCCAAUGUUCUCGAAUGUAACCACGCAAAGAUUUUUGUUAACAAAAUUGUAAUUUUGAUUGUAACAAAGUGAAGAACAGAGUGAGACAAUGUGCCCAAA
Messenger RNA from Carlito syrichta (Philippine tarsier), 2720 nucleotides. RefSeq names its product exocyst complex component 8 (gene EXOC8). Gene Ontology annotation, biological process: intracellular protein localization; exocytosis; Golgi to plasma membrane transport. The transcript has a single exon. NCBI's taxonomy places the organism in Eukaryota, Metazoa, Chordata, Mammalia, Primates, Tarsiidae. Gene Ontology annotation, cellular component: exocyst. The record is from RefSeq and is a predicted model, not a curated record. Bases 7 to 1596 code for a protein of 529 amino acids.